AACCUCCUUCUCUCGCAUCUCUACCUCUCUCUUGUGCAGGGCUGUAAAUUACUGUCAGCACAGAGCAGUCACUGCCCUUAUCUCCCACCUUCACAUCUCAUGCAGCCUCUCACUCUCUUUCAUUAUUUGCCAUCUUCCUCCCUCCUUCGCUGCUUUUGCUGAUCUGCGUGAAAGGCAGCACAUUUACUCACGUCUAAAGGAGGCUGCAGUGGGAAAGUUGGCCCAUCCUGCCAUGCAGGCUUUCCUGCCUCACUCAUCCUGCCUCCCCCAUCCCAUCACAUUAGUUCUGCCAUCACACUGCAGUUUGAACUAAGGGAUCUGCAAAAAAAGGGCAUUCCCAGGGCUGUGUGUAAUCUCCCUGGCUCCUGUGUGUAGAUGUGCAUCCCCUCCCAGCUAAGGUUCACAUCCACAAAGCUCCCUUUAGCUGCUCUCUGCUGUGGACUGAGUGCUGCUCACUGCUGUGGAUGGGAGAGCAGUCAUUUAUACCUGUCUUUGCCAGCGAGUGGAAAACGUACACACACGCAGCAGUCUCGUCUAUGGACCGCACGGAGUAGCUGUUCCACAUUCCACUAAAGUCUGAACUUUUGCGUCCGCUCCAAGGUUAUUCACCUUGCUAAGGAAAAUAAAAGCCAUUAGGCAAAUGUGACCUGCGUUUCCAACUUACAUUUCGAGCCAAAGAAGCCAGGAAAACACACAAAUACAAAAUAUGGAUGGUUUAAUUGAACAGAACAGUGUGCUUACGCAUAAUAAAAUCACAGAGACUGGGAAAAGAAAUGGCUUAAUCAACACUAGAAAUUUAAUGGCGGAAAAUAAAGAUGGGAUGGUGUCUGUUUACCCAGCUCCUCAGUAUCAGAGUCACAUUGUUGGAAGUAUUUCGCCCCAGACUGGCUUAGACAACAUUAAAAGUGACCCUGUUCAGCAACUCUUGGAUCCUAAUAUGCUUCAACAGACUGUGGAAUCUCACUACCGUCCAAAUAUAAUUCUAUAUUCUGAGAAUGUUUUGCAUUCCUGGGGUGAAAAUGUCAGUGCUGAGUGCUGUGAAACCACCUUCAUUGAAGACAGGUCACCGACUAAAGACAGUCUUGACUACCCCGACAGCAAGUUCAUUGAUCUGUCUUCUGAAGAUAUCAAAAUACACACUCUUUCAUAUGAUGUGGAAGAAGAGGAAGAUUUCCAGGAAUUAGAGAGUGACUAUUCAAGUGACACAGAGAGUGAAGACAACUUCCUAAUGAUGCCACCAAGGGACCACCUUGGCCUAAGUGUAUUUUCCAUGCUGUGCUGUUUCUGGCCUUUGGGGAUUGCAGCUUUCUAUUUGUCACAUGAGACCAAUAAAGCGGUGGCCAAAGGUGAUUUCCAUCAAGCCAGCUCGAGUUCUCGAAGAGCGCUCUUCCUAGCCGUAUUGUCCAUUACCAUUGGAACAGGCAUAUACGUUGGAGUGGCAGUUGCCCUUAUAGCUUACCUUUCAAAAAACAAUCAUCUAUGAUCCUCAAAGUGCAUAUGACUUUAAAAAUACAGAGUCUUAAUUUCUGCAAAUUCUCCACACCUGGAAAUUACAUUUUUGGACACACAGAUGUAAAGGACCAUAUCUUCAAAACCGCUGUACAGAUCAUGAAGUUCAUAAGAUUUCUGGAUGUACAUUUUUGACGUCCUCUGUUUUUGUUUUCUUUUUUUAUUUACCUAAUGAGUGUUCAAAAAAGGUGGUAAAGUGAUUGAAUGGACUUUUUUGGAUAAAAAAAACAAGUGUAAUAGGAAUCUUUGUAUCUUUGUUGGUUAGCAUAAUUUUGUCAGUAAACAACUGUUUAUUACUGCUCACUGCAUUGAAUGCCAGCAUUUUACCUUCUAAAUCCUGAAAGAACUUAUCAAUACUCAUGUAGUGGAUUAUAUUAUUCAUUCCCACAAGGUAAUAAAAUCAACAUCGCUGCAGGCAUUGAGCAAUCAAGCAAGGUUUCUUUGACUAAAUUAGCAUGAAGUAGCCUAUCCUAUAAGAUCGUAUCGGCUGCCUGUUGUCAGCACUUUAUGGCAUUCAUUUACCUGUCCUAAGGAAAAGAAAAGGCACGUUUGAAUACGAGGAGACAUUUCAGUACUGCAGUACCGUUCUAAUAAACUAGGUUUGGAACCGUUAUACAAAGCUGCCAACUAUUCAUUAAGAAAAUGAUACAAGCAUUGCGUAAUUGAUUCAAACAGAAGAAAAUUAAAUGAUUACGGUGCUCUUAGCCAUUAAUGCUGUUGAGGAACUUUUUGGUGCAUAAUGGUUUCCUGCUGAUUUACUUCUAAUCAUCCAAAUGGAUGCAAAUGGUGUAUGAUAAAGUAGAAUUUUUAAAGAAAUAUCUUUAUUGAGCAAAUCAAAUUUACAAAAGUGAAACUCAUAGCAGAACUAU
Messenger RNA from Spea bombifrons (plains spadefoot toad), 2378 nucleotides. RefSeq names its product synapse differentiation inducing 1 (gene SYNDIG1). NCBI's taxonomy places the organism in Eukaryota, Metazoa, Chordata, Amphibia, Anura, Pelobatidae. Gene Ontology annotation, biological process: positive regulation of synapse assembly; synaptic vesicle clustering. The record is from RefSeq and is a predicted model, not a curated record. The coding region runs from base 707 to 1483 and encodes 258 amino acids. Gene Ontology annotation, cellular component: excitatory synapse; synaptic vesicle membrane; postsynaptic density membrane. The transcript has 4 exons.